Scylla paramamosain (green mud crab) is the source of this 4244-nucleotide messenger RNA. RefSeq lists its product as uncharacterized. NCBI's taxonomy places the organism in Eukaryota, Metazoa, Arthropoda, Malacostraca, Decapoda, Portunidae. The transcript has 6 exons. The record is from RefSeq and is a predicted model, not a curated record. The coding region runs from base 1755 to 2384 and encodes 209 amino acids.
AGUUCAAAGAUUGUAUGUAGCUGUAGAGGAAGAUAUCUCAGAGUGAUUGGUAAUUAGGAAAAGGUGUACCAGGUGGCAGUCAAUGGGUUAUGUACUAGGCCUUGCUGGCGCCCGAGACUGUAAGAAAGGCAGGAAAAGUGAGUGGCGAGUGUGUGGGGCGACACUGUACCCUCUGUGUGAAGUAUGAAUGCUUCAUUGUUACGGGGCUUCACUGUAUUGGUUAGGGUUCAUAGUUUGUAUUGGUUUCAUGCUUCACUGUUUCACUAGUGUUUACUUCGCCCCUUGCUCUGUAUUAAUCAUUGAGUUCUGUACCACGCCGCCACCGGCUCGCACCUACGUACUUGUACCUGUCUACACAUUAAAAGCACUGGGAACUUGUGACUUUAUGUUGCCCGAGAACCUACAAGAAGGAUACACCCUCCCCACGGUUUUGGAGGACAAAGUGAUAGAUGGAGGCGGGAGGAAGGGCCAGUGAGCUGCGUAUGCUUGACCUCUGAGUGGACGUAGGAAAAAAAAAAAAAAAUGACACGUUUCGGAAAUAACUUGUAUCAUAAGUAAAGAACGAGCAUCCCGUUAAGCAGCCGCGCAUUUCAAGGCCACGAGAGUACGUGGUAUGAUCGCAAGUGACACGUCCGGAAAUCAGCGUUUAAUUGCGUGUGUCUUAAUAGAAAAAAAUAGCCGAUUUCCAAAUUAUACAUCAAAGUAUGACCUCGUCUAGUUCAGGAGAGUCCUUCGUAUAAAUGCACUGGUGUGUGUAUGUGUGUGUGAGUGUUAUUGCUAGUUAUCUCUCUCUCUCUCUCUCUCUCUCUCUGUCAGUAGUUGCACAGGUCUUCAAGGGUAUUUUUACGGUUUUAGUGACAGAUUAACAACAUUUCUACAUUAAUAACAGGAGAAACACCAUUGAAAACCCUGAUAAUCAUCUUUAUAGCUUUGAAAAACAGUCGUGAGGAGAGAGAGAGAGAGAGAGAGAGAGAGAGAGAGAGAGAGAGUAGGAGCAUUUCAGUUGAGCCUAUUCUGCCCUGGUUCGUGUUUGCUGCGGUGACACGGUGCCGCACUGAGUGAAGAUUGCGUUCAUAAUCACUUAUCGGGGGUGGAGUGGGGAAAGGAGAGUCAGGAAGUGAGGAUAUUGAUAUUAUUUGACAUAUUAUUUGAUAGCAUGUCAACUUUUGUGUGUGUGUGUGUGUGUGUGGGUGGGUGUUGGAUCAGUGACAGGUGGCGCUGGGGAGUUACCACGGCGAGCGGCUGGCUGGCUGCAGUGUUUUGGUCAGCACUGGUCAAUCUUGCCCUACACGCUCUAUUAACCAGUGUUUCCGUCUUCCCGACACCUUCUUCCUGCACCAAGCACCGUCAAGCAUCACCAGAGAGGCACGAGUACGUAAGCUAUCCAACAUCAGAACAGUAUAUGAAUAUGGCAAAUGCUGUUUUGACAUCAUUUCCUGCCAUCCUGAGAAACAGUGAUCUCGAGGAGCAUGAAUUGCAGCUGCAAUGGAAAUUGCACAUCCAGCACAAGUUUCAGAAUUCAAGAAAGAGGCAGGAUUCCUCAGUGACUGAGGUGACGUCAAGGAAAAAGAAGAUCCCUUGCAAAGCGCCAAAAGAGACUACGUGCCCACUGAUGUAUGGAGUAAAGGCUUACCUUCCACCAAGGCCCCAUUCAGAAGAUGAUGAGUCAUUAGAGAGCCAUAGACAGUGGCUUGCUCUACAUUGGAUGAAGAAAGAUCCCGAGUUAGAUAAGCUAUCCAACAUCAGAACAGUAUAUGAAUAUGGCAAAUGCUGUUUUGACAUCAUUUCCUGCCAUCCUGAGAAACAGUGAUCUCGAGGAGCAUGAAUUGCAGCUGCAAUGGAAAUUGCACAUCCAGCACAAGUUUCAGAAUUCAAGAAAGAGGCAGGAUUCCUCAGUGACUGAGGUGACGUCAAGGAAAAAGAAGAUCCCUUGCAUAGCGCCAAAAGAGACUACGUGUCCACUGAUGUAUGGAGUAAAGGCUUACCUUCCACCAAGGCCCCAUUCAGAAGAUGAUGAGUCAUUAGAGAGCCAUAGACAGUGGCUUGCUCUACAUUGGAUGAAGAAAGAUCCCGAGUUAGAUAAGGCUGAACGCCUCAUGCAGUUGACACUUUCUGAGAGACGCAAAAAAAUAAUCAAUGGGAACAUUCUUGUAGCAGAAAUCCUGAACUUGUACCCGUGGAUUCAGACUUUUGAUGGCAUAAUAAAGGAGUUCCUGAGAUUAGAACCACAAGCGGAUGAACCAGACCCAAGAGUAGCAGUUUUGAAAGGGCUGGAGAAAUAUAGGCUCCCUAUAAUUGCCAUUCUCAAAAAAAGAAAAGCAGUUCCUCUGUAUAUGGAAACCUUACUUGAACUCUAUGACCACGAUGAAAGUCAAUGCGAGUAAUGUCUAGUUCAAUUUGUUCAUUUCAGUAGCUGGUAGCAAUUUAAUAUAUGUAUCUUUUCAUCAUUAGCAAUGCAUCUUUCACUUUUAUAAGCCUAGUAUUCAUGAAACUAUGCUGCAUGCAAAAACCAAACAUUGUAUUAAGCAUGACCUAUCUAACUGUAAUGCUUGCACCAAUUUCUAUAAAGGUACUAAUUUAAUUGUUAAAUUCCUGCUCUUCUAUCAGAUUUUUGGCUGAGUGCUAUGGCUAAAUAAUUGUUUGCAGCAUAAGUGAUGUUAAAGAUUUUAAUAGGUGUAAAGCAUCUCUCUCUCUCUCUCUCUCUCUCUCUCUCUCUCUCUCUCUCUCUCUCUCUCUCUCUCUCUCUCUCUCUCUCUCUCUCUCUCUCUCUCUCUCUCUCUCUCGUAAGGAAAGACAUUAUUUCUAGUAUAAAUAAACCCAAUAGGCUGUCCAAUUUGAAAUUUAAAAUGUAAAUAUUAUCAAUCUUUUUAGAAAUGUUAGCUGCAUCCUCUUCCCUUGCAGUCCAAUAAGACAGGUCACUAAUUCGUGUGGAGAUAGAAUUCUUGGAGUCACCUUUGCCGGCACUAGCGCAAGUGCAAACAGUCUGAUAAAGGUUUCUUCCAUGGUUGUGAUGAAGUUCAGGACUUCUCACACUGUUUUGGUGGAUAUGAUGAGAAGAAUCGGGAGUUCGGAACAUCAGUGCGUUAUGUUGGGGCAUGUAGGUUCGGCUGGGGUUUUCUUUCUUUCUUUCUUUUUUUUUUUUUCGAUCAGUACUCAUCAUAUUCUUACGAGGACUUGCUAGACAAAGCAUUAUUGCAUUAUGAUAUUACCCAAAUAGUGUCUCAAGUAAAAAACAUAACCGCAUACUCGUACAAAAGAUUUGCUGCUGUGACACAAAGGACAAAAAUCAUUAGUAUACUGGUCGUUCUGAGCAUUCAAUCAAAAUGCUUGUCAUUCAUAUAAUUAGUAGAACCAUUGAGGAGCUUUAUUUUUGUUAAUUCUUAUGUGAUAAAGCAAUAAUUACAGGAGACUUUUAAAAGAUUGGUACUCAAAUUAGUGGACUGUCCUAUUGGAUGUGACCAUAUCUUCACUUUUUCCCAACACAGUUAAUUUUCUUUUGUUUAUUUGAUUUACUUAUUAUCAUAUUUAUUUAUAUAUUUAUUUAUUUACACCAGAUGUUUGCUUAGUUAUAUUGGGGUUACUUCACCUGCUUGGAGAAAGGAAAGACUCCAUUUUUACUAAGGUACCAGAAGAAGAACUAAGAACAGGGCAGUCUAGUGUGUAUUUGAUGGUGCACCUGUAGCUGAACCAACAUGUAUUUCUAUGGCUGUAGUCUCAUUGGUAGCAGGGCUUUAUGUGUUUAAUAUUGAACACCCAAAAAAUUGUGAACAUUUCUUCCAUUUCACAACAUCCCAUCUCUUAGGUAUUAAGUAUGACAAAGGUAACACUUCAAAAACAAGAUCUCUACUUGUAAAACUCAAUGAAGUAAAGACAGAAUUGAGCUACAAAAAAUGUAUAAAUCUGCUUCCAAAUAUAUUCAACUCCACAAAUAAUGCCUCUCUCUCUCUCUCUCUCUCUCUCUCUCUCUCUCUCUCUCUCUCUCUCUCUCUCUCUCUCUCUCUCUCUCUCUCUCUCUCUCUCUCUCUCUCUCUCUCUCUCUCUCUCUCUCUCUCUCUCUCUCUCUCUCUCUCUCUCUCUCUCACACACACACACACACACACACACACACACACACACACACACACACACACACACACACACUAGUCAAUUACAAGUUAAAGAUUAAUCAGUAAAAUAAAUACAUAACAUUAUGUUAAUAAGUUUUCUAAAAGGAAAAGGAAAUACUUGUACUUCCCCUUCCCCCC